Cucurbita moschata (crookneck pumpkin) is the source of this 2462-nucleotide messenger RNA. Its product is annotated as protein STRUBBELIG-RECEPTOR FAMILY 5-like. Bases 186 to 2219 code for a protein of 677 amino acids. The transcript has 14 exons. NCBI's taxonomy places the organism in Eukaryota, Viridiplantae, Streptophyta, Magnoliopsida, Cucurbitales, Cucurbitaceae. Gene Ontology annotation, biological process: protein phosphorylation. Gene Ontology annotation, molecular function: ATP binding; protein kinase activity; receptor serine/threonine kinase binding. The record is from RefSeq and is a predicted model, not a curated record.
UUGCCUUUUUUUGUUCGUCCUACUAAAAUCUGUCCAUCCCAUUUUUGUGGGAUAUUCAUCUCAAUCUCAACCCAAAACCCACAAGCGUAACUCCAUUUGAAGCCUGAUGAUUGUUCUUCAUCACUUGAAUCCCUCCACAAUUGAAUCCUUCCAUUUUUUCAACCCCUCUUUGCUUAUCAUCAAUCAUGAACCUCAAUGUUUUUGUGUUCUGGAUCAUACAGAUCUCCGUCCAUGCAGUUCCAGUUGUUUCUGAAACCAAAGCGUCCGACGUUUCUGCAUUGAAUGUGAUGUUUAGCAGUUUAAAUUCACCUUCACAACUCUCUCGUUGGAAGUCAAGUGGGGGUGACCCAUGUGGGGAUUCUUGGGAAGGGAUCAAAUGCUCAGGAUCAUCCAUCACUGAAAUAACUUUAUCAAACUUUGAACUGAGUGGAACAUUAGGCUACCAGCUUUCAAAUUUGGCUUCUGUCACCUCCUUUGAUUUGAGCAAUAACAACCUGAAUGGCGAUAUCCCUUAUCAGCUUCCCCCUAAUGCAGUUUCCAUCGAUCUUUCCACAAACAGCUUCACCGGAAGCGUGCCGUAUUCAAUAUCUCAGAUGUCUAAUCUUCAAGUUUUAAAUCUUGGGCAUAAUCAGCUGAGCAACCAAUUGAGUGACAUGUUUGGCAACGUUUCUAAACUCAACAGGAUGGAUCUCUCAUUCAACUCGAUUUCAGGAGACUUACCUCUAAGUUUUAAGAAUCUUUCAAGCCUUACUGUAUUGCAUAUACAAAAUAAUGGAUUUACAGGUUCUAUUAAUGUUCUUGCUGAUCUUCCACUCAAAGAUUUGAGAGUCACAAAUAACAAGUUUACUGGAUGGAUUCCUGAUAGCCUUCAGGACAUAGAUAAUUUGGAAACUGGAGGCAAUUCAUGGUCAUCUGGACCAGCUCCUCCUCCACCACCAGGAGAUAUGGCAAAGAAAAACAAGAACAAAAACGGGUCAAGCAACUCAUCCCCAAAAGUAAGUGGAAUGGCCAUAGCAGGAAUAGUGAUGGGAGUAUUAGCAGUAAUCGCCAUAAUCAUAGCAUUGUUCUCAAGAAGGUCACCUCCUUCCCACUUUCUUGAUGAAGACACAAACCAACACAGCGGAUCCUUAACUCCACGCACACCCCAUCAACCGUCCAAAGAUUUGCACAAUAACACUAACAAUAAUAAUGCAAUUGAAAGAAAAUCAUGCACCUCAGAUGUCUCUGUUGACAUAAAGCCUCUCAGUGGGCUUAGGCCUCCUCCACCUUUUGAUGCUGUCAAGCCCUCCGGUGAUACUCAGCUUGCAAGCCGCCUCAGUUCCAGGAGGAGCACUUCCGUGCGUGUCAUUUCCUACUCAUUGGCUGAUUUGCAGACUGCUACUGCUAACUUCGCUACUGGUCGCCUUCUUGGUGAGGGCUCAAUUGGACGUGUUUACAAGGCCAAGUAUGGAGAUGGGAAGGUGUUGGCAGUGAAGAAGAUUGAUUCAUCAGUUUUUCAAGGAAGAACAGAGGAGUUUUCUGCAGUAGUUGCUGUCAUUUCAAAGCUUCAUCACACCAACAUUACAGAAGUUGUUGGGUUCUGUUCAGAGCAGGGACAGCACAUGUUGGUUUAUGAAUAUUUCAUGAAUGGCUCACUUUAUGAGUUUCUUCACAUGUCGGAUGACUUCAGUAAGCCACUCACAUGGAACACUAGAGUCAAAAUUGCUUUGGGGACUGCAAAAGCUCUUCAGUACCUUCACGAGGUUUGCUCGCCAUCCAUAAUUCACAUGAAUAUCAAGUCCUCUAAUAUAUUGCUCGACACGGAACUCAAUCCCCGUCUCUCGGACUACGGUUUAGCAGCAUUUUACAAGCUAAGAAGUGGAAGGCCUGGAGGUGGAUAUGAUGCACCAGAAUGCACACAGGGUUCAAGCUACACAAUGAAGAGUGACAUUUACAGUUUGGGAGUGGUGAUGUUGGAGCUGUUGACCGGGCGGAUGCCUUAUGACUCUGGGAAGGCAAAGAUGGAGCAAUGUCUAGUCCGAUGGGCAACCCCACAGCUGCAUGACAUAGAUGCAUUGGACAAAAUGGUAGACCCUGCAUUGCGUGGGCUAUAUCCGCCGAAGUCCGUGUCUAGAUUUGCAGAUAUCAUCGCCCUUUGCGUGCAAUCGGAGCCUGAAUUUCGGCCUCCCAUGUCGGAGGUGGUGCAAGCCUUGGUGACUCUGGUUCAACGAUCAGCAUGAAUGUGAGAGAUGAUCUUUGAACCUCUCAAGGAAUGGAUGACUAUGAGUAUUAAUUUUAUGUGUUUCAUUCAUUCAAUACAAAUAAGUCUCACGUUCAGAGAAUUGGCCGUUCUAUUCGUUCACACAUUCAUUCGUGGCUAUGUAGUUUUUAGUUUACAUCAACUCUUUUCCCUUUAUAUUUCCACAUGAAUAGCCUUAGACUAUUCUAUUAGUGAUUCAAUCCUAUGUAGCAUGUUCACUUUC